AUGAGCAGGAACAGCUCGGUAUCAAGCCCAAGUGAAGCCACGCGCCCACGCUCCAGCCCGACGCAGAGCGCGCGUCAAGCCCGGCAAGCAAAUACAGGGACUUCUCUGGUGACCCACACGAUCCUCAGCCUCCUUGUACUUCUGUUAGCGCUUGGAACUGCUUUCUUCGCACCCCACCUUCCCAACGCCGUCGUGCGCCUCGUUACCAAAGAUCACGCAACCGGCUUCACGCUCCGAAAUCCAAUCGUUCUACAAGAACCCUCGGUUUGCCCCAAACCUGAGCAGCAGGUCGAGUUUGUCGGAACCUUUAAUCGAGAGCAUAAGCGCAGCAUGGCACUCGCCGACCAAGCCAAGCGGGUGGCCGCCGAGUUUGACUUUAGCGACGAUGCCCUCAACAAGGCCGUCAAGGAGUUUAUACGGGAGAUGGACGAGGGCCUGGUGAAGGAGGGCACUGAAAUGAGCCAGAUUCCUACCUAUGUCACUGCUGUCCCCAACGGCACUGAAAAGGGCCUCUACAUGGCUGUCGAUUUGGGCGGCACAAACUUUCGCGUUUGUUCCAUUGAGCUCCAUGGCAACACCACCUUCUCCCUCACGCAGAGCAAAGUCGCAAUACCGCGUGAGCUCAUGGUAGCAAAGACAUCAAAAGAACUCUUCUCCUUCCUUGCCAAGCAGAUUGAAGCAUUCCUCAAACUACACCACGAAGAACACUAUGCCGGCACGCUUAGGCGCAGAGAAGGAAAGGGCGGCGAGCCGGAAGAUGAGGAGAUCUUCAACCUGGGCUUUACUUUUUCGUUUCCGGUGCAUCAGAUUGGCAUCAACAAGGGCAUGCUCAUGCGCUGGACAAAGGGCUUUGACAUUCAAGACGCAGUCGGAAAAGACGUCUGUGCGCUGCUCCAACAGGAGAUUGAUGAGCUACAUCUGCCUGUCAAGGUCGCCGCUCUUGUGAAUGAUACCGUCGGAACCCUCAUGGCCCGGUCAUACACAUCUCCCGGAAAGACUGGCACAUUGCUCGGAGCAAUUUUCGGAACGGGUACAAAUGGAGCCUACGUAGAGAAGUUGGACAAGGUCAGCAAGCUCACCCAGAGCAAGACCGCUGGAGAUUAUGACCAGUCUACCGGAGAGAUGAUUGUCAACACCGAGUGGGGUUCGUUUGACAACUCGCUCCGCACGUUGCCCAACAGCCCGUAUGACAUCGAGCUGGAUAAGAACUCUGUGAACCCAGGCAUCCAGAUGUUUGAGAAACGUGUAUCGGGCAUGUUUCUGGGAGAGCUUCUUCGCCUCGCACUGGUCAAGCUUAUCAAAGACCCAAGUGUUCCCCUUUUCACCGACGACAACUCAUCCUCGAAUGAUGUUCACAGCACAACACAAAUACAUGAUGGUAGCCCGAUAUGGAAACAAUGGGGUAUUGACACAAGCUUCCUCAGUGUAUGCGCUGGCGACCACAGCCCCGGUCUGCGCAUGCUGAGACAGACCUUGGACAAGGACUAUGACAUUUCCGCAGUUAGCGCAGAGGAUGCCGAAGCUGUUCGAGAGAUUGCAGCGGCCAUUGGACGUCGUGCUGCUCGCCUCGCCGCCGUCGCGAUUGCUGGUGUCGUCAUCAACACUGGUCGUCUGGACAAGUCGUCAGGCUCUGCUACCACCGAGGACAAGUCCGGCAUUGCUCCACCACGUGGCGAUGUUGACGCAAGCGAGGGCGAUGAGAUUGACGUUGGUGUAGACGGCUCGCUAGUAGAGUUCUACCCCAACUUUGAAGAGUACAUUCGCGAGGCACUGCGUGCAAUACCCGAGAUUGGCACAAAGGGUGAGAAGAGGGUCAGGAUUGGCAUCGCAAAGGACGGUUCCGGUGUCGGUGCUGCAUUGAUUGCGCUUGUUGCUGGAAAGGUCAACGCGCCGCAGUAA
This is a messenger RNA of Pyrenophora tritici-repentis Pt-1C-BFP, 1899 nucleotides long. Its product is annotated as Hexokinase. Gene Ontology annotation, biological process: glycolytic process; glucose 6-phosphate metabolic process; carbohydrate phosphorylation. NCBI's taxonomy places the organism in Eukaryota, Fungi, Ascomycota, Dothideomycetes, Pleosporales, Pleosporaceae. Gene Ontology annotation, molecular function: glucokinase activity; D-glucose binding; fructokinase activity. The record is from RefSeq and is a predicted model, not a curated record. Gene Ontology annotation, cellular component: mitochondrion; cytosol.